CAGGAGUUUUGUAAAUUUACAAUUAUUAAUUAACAGAACAGUCUAGUUUAUAAAUAUUUGGAUUUUGAUGUUCAUUUCCUUACAUCGUGAGCGUGGUGGAAUGAACUUGGCUUUCCUCCAAACAGAUAUUGUUUUGUGGUAAGUUGAAGGCGGGCAUGGAGGCUACCCAUUUCAGCACAGUUCCUCUCUCUCAAUCGUAUGCCGUUACAACAACCCCCUCCAAAUGCUUACGUAACCAUCUCAGACUCUGUUACGGUUAUGCUCCCAACUUUCUUCGCCUAAGGGAUUCCCGCCUCUGCUCUUCCCUCCGUCCCAACCACAUCACUUCUGGGGACCAACAACACACUCUCCUCCCUGAUUCCGAUAACCAUCAGCUUCACCCCACUCUCCAAUUCCCUGCCAAUCAAAAUCAAAAUCAAAUUCAAAAUCAAAAUCAAAAUCAAAAGGAAAAAGCUACGGAUGUGAAACGAGAGCUCCUACUGCUGUCUCUGCCCGCCCUCGCCGGUCAGGCAAUUGAUCCCUUGGCUCAGUUGAUGGAAACCGCUUACAUCGGUCGACUUGGCACUGUGGAGUUGGCUUCUGCCGGUGUUUCCAUUUCCAUCUUUAACAUCAUUUCUAAGCUAUUUAAUAUUCCCCUUCUAAGUGUCGCUACUUCCUUUGUUGCCGAGGACAUGGCCAAGACUUCUGCUUCAGAUCAGGCUGGUUUUGAAAACACUGCCAAUGGUAAACCCUGGGAAACAGUUUCUCAGAGAAAGCAACUCUCCUCUGUCUCCACUGCUUUGCUAUUAGCACUGGGUCUUGGAAUUUUUGAGGCUUUAGCUUUGUACCUCGGAUCUGGAACAUUUCUUCAUCUAAUUGGUGUAUCCACACAAAAUCCAACACAUGUUCCCGCACGGCAAUUUCUCUCUUUAAGAGCAGUUGGUGCUCCUGCAGUUGUACUUUCUUUGGCUCUACAGGGCAUUUUCCGUGGUUUUAAGGAUACAAAAACUCCUGUUAUAUGUCUAGGCAUUGGAAACUUUUCGGCUGUCUUUUUAUUUCCUUUACUUAUGUAUUACUUUCAAUUGGGUGUCACUGGUGCAGCCAUUUCCACUGUUCUCUCUCAAUAUAUCGGGACCAUAUUGAUGAUCUGGUGUCUAAAUAAGCGAGCUGAGUUGCUACCUCCAAAGUUGGGAGACCUGCAAUUUGGAAGUUAUAUUAAAUCUGGUGGUUUCCUUCUUGGAAGAACACUUGCUGUUCUUACAACCAUGACACUGGGGACAUCAAUGGCUGCUCGUCAUGGUCCAGUAGCUAUGGCUGCACAUCAGAUAUGUAUGCAAGUGUGGUUGGCUGUUUCCCUUCUUACAGAUGCAUUGGCUGCAUCUGGUCAGGCCCUUAUUGCAAGUUCUAUAUCCAGACAUGAGUACAAAAUUGUGAAGGAAAUUACAAGUUUGGUAUUAAGGAUUGGACUGCUCACGGGUAUUUGCUUGACUGCAAUCCUCGGUGCUUCUUUUGGGUCUUUAGCUACAAUUUUUACCCAGGACCCUGAAGUCUUGCAGGUGGUCAGAACUGGGGUGUUGUUUGUCAGCGCUUCUCAACCAUUUAACGCUUUGGCAUAUAUUUUUGACGGUCUUCAUUAUGGAGUUUCUGAUUUCCCAUAUGCUGCUUUCUCCAUGAUGUUUGUGGGAGCAGUCUCCUCUGCAUUCUUGGUAUUUGCACCUUCAUUUUUUGGUCUUCAUGGUGUAUGGCUGGGCUUGGUUCUCUUCAUGGCUCUUCGUGUGGCAGCUGGUUCUAUCAGAUUGCUAUCAAAGAAUGGUCCUUGGUGGUUUCUACACAGGGAUUUGCAAAUUGCGGAGGUGGUAUCUUAAGACGGAAACGAUGCAUCAUGCAUUAAGUAGCCAAAUUUGUUCUCUCCACUCGACAUUUGGGGGGACGACAAGACCAAUUUCGUUGAAUCGAUUCGAAGUCAUAAAGUUUUGAGAGACGUGAUUGACAAACGUGCUACUUGAGUGUAACAAACAAUGGACAGGAACAGUAAAAGUUACUAGUGUCACAAAAACGCAUCUUUAAUUGAGGAUCAAACGUAUCCUAACAUGACAAAGCCGAGCGAAAGUGGAUGAAAUGGUUCUUCCAUCAUUUAUACAACAGGGUGGAGAAGAAGAUGAAUUAAAGCAUGUUAAAAUAUAGCAAAAGAAAUAUAUAUAACUUUGCUUACAAAAAGUGGCACUGAAAGCAUGCCCAAGGUUAUUUAAAAAAGAUUCUAGCAGAAACGAUGAUUGGUAUAGAAAAUGGGGAAGGUGAACAAGAAU
This is a messenger RNA of Abrus precatorius (Indian licorice), 2285 nucleotides long. RefSeq names its product protein DETOXIFICATION 45, chloroplastic. Lineage: Eukaryota; Viridiplantae; Streptophyta; Magnoliopsida; Fabales; Fabaceae. Gene Ontology annotation, biological process: transmembrane transport. The record is from RefSeq and is a predicted model, not a curated record. Bases 156 to 1844 code for a protein of 562 amino acids. The transcript has 15 exons. Gene Ontology annotation, molecular function: antiporter activity; xenobiotic transmembrane transporter activity. Gene Ontology annotation, cellular component: membrane; chloroplast.